Vitrella brassicaformis is the source of this 2641-nucleotide messenger RNA. The record is from the annotation of a GenBank genome assembly. Lineage: Eukaryota; Vitrellaceae.
CGCAGCACAAAAAUGAUUCAACAUUCCGCAUCAACCACCACACACGCCAUCCAUCCCGUCAGCCAUAAUCAGCUCUCGGGCUGGCCGGCCGUGACGCCACAACGAGUCACUGUGGAUGUGUCGCGGGUUUGUGCACACGUGAUCAUGAGUCGACGAUCCUCAGAGAGAGAGAGAGCUAUGCUUCAUGCAGAUCGAGUUAUCGGACAUGGCCAUCAUAGUGUCAAACACGCAACACGUCAAGAUAUAAAUGAGGUCAGCACUUUUCGGCUUGGUGUAAGCACUUUACCGAAAAUUACUGCAGGCACGCCAACCCACACGUAUCGUGAGCCUCUUGCGUCUUGCAGCUGUCGACCAUCCCCUCUCAUGUACGCCGGGCAGUCAACGCUACGCAACGGGAGAGGCUUUGUCAUGAACCAGCUCCAUCUGUCCAGCAAUUGGCUCACCUACCUACCCACCCCCUCACCCACCCUCCCACCCACACACGCAGGCAGCCAUCAAGCCGCACACCACAAACGGGCCCCGACCUUCUGGUGGUUUCUGCGCCUCUCUUCACUGACGGCUGUCUCCGCGAUCCUAUCAAAAAAGUGACGCGGCAAGUCCGCCAUGUGGAGCGUACCAUCCCUGUUCCUCCUGAUCACGUGAUCGUAGACAGGGCCGUGUGGCCACGCCCGGCUGAUGUCCUUCGCGACGUUGAGUGGGAUGCCCGGCUGGCUGUCUGGCUUGGUCGUCCACACGGUCACGAACCAGAUGGGAAGGCACGCGUAGGGGCACUGAGCCAACGACUCAGUGUCCACCGCACCAUCCGACAGACCCAGGGCUUCCGCGUGCGCCGUGAAGCCUGAUCCACGGACACAUCACAGACGUGCAGCGAGGAACACUCGUGUCUCCGCCUGGCUUUGUGGGUGCGUCUUUCAGAGUACCCGACCUGAGAGGAUUGCUUGUGAGAAGGCCCUUAUUUCUGUACGAGACGUAUAGUCCCGGCAGAUGACGAUGCCCAUCAAGUGGUCAGGAUUGUCCGUCAGGACUUCCAGACAGACGCCCUGCUUCACAAAGGCCUCCUUGAGGUGCGGCGUCAGGGCCUCGAGAAACGUCAGUUGGGACUCGGUCUGCACAAUCGUACAUAUUCACCGACACGCACAAGCAAAGGUGUGACUAUACACACAUACAUAGCGCCGAUGCACUGACCGGCCCAUUUGCUCCGUUUGCAUAGUGCAGCCCCAAUCGCCACGUCUGACUUCCCCCUUCGACCCUCUCGCCGCCGUCUCUCUCGGGCAGCGUGAGGGAAGCAGGCGAUGGGAAAGCUGAAAUGCUCUCCUCUGAGGCCUUCGCACACAGACACACAAGGCAGGAGAGACGCAGUCCCCAUGAGGGAUUUGUUGCCACGACCUUGGGUCGGUAGGCUUCCAACUGGGGAUCAUCGUCAUCCCCGGACCUGAUGAAACCACACAUCGGACACACAUCAGCGAUCUGUGCACAGAGAAAACAUCACACUGCGCACACAUUGCCCUACCGCAAGAGUGACAUCGCGUUCUCCUCCUCCCUGGUGAGCUUCUUUCCCAGGCCUUUGUUGAAAUACAUGUCCUUGAUUCCUUCACAGCCGAGCUUCAUGUUGAAGUUGUCUUUCAUCCGGCCCUCCAAGUUCAGCUUCAGCAAACCCAAAUCGCCAUCCUCGAUCUCCAGCCCUGCAUACACACAGAGGCAGGCAGACAUGCGUGCAUUGUGAUGAUAUGAGGGGUGCGUAAGACCCAUAUACGUCACGUACCUUUGCCGUCCUGCAGGGACACGUACUUGAUGCUCACAAGUGGUGUGAAGGUCCGCGCAUCACGUCGCCACGUCGUCUGAGCCCUCCCGCAGUUGUCCAGAUGCGCAUCAUGCCUCGCCGCCAGGGAACCAUUGGCAGAGGACGCUGGGAUGCUCUCCUCUGGAGCCUGAGCACACACACAGACAAGCACGAGAGAGAUUCAGUUGCCAGCAACCAAGCAGGAGCCCAGCCUACCAUUGCCACACCCGUCUUGGGCUCGGCCUCCGGCUGGACUUGUGUGAUGGCGAAGCCCACGGGCAUGGCAAUUGAGUUGUUGGGGCUGCCGAGGAAGUCGAGGAUGUCGAUCGCGAGCGGCCCCUGCCUGCCCUUCAAGUAGUACUGGCCCACAUAGCGGUCGAUGCAGUGCUCGCGGCUCGGGAGCCUGUCGUUGUACUCCCAGUUGUCGCCACACUUGUACUUGUACUUCAGCAUGCAAUCGUCAGGUAGGGUGACCGUGAUCUCCUUCUGCCACAUGAAGCCACUGGUAGCACAACAACACACACACACAUAAUUGGGCAAUGUAGAUGUGAGGUCGUCCUUACUUGAGGCAGCGAUGUUUCUCCUUCUCGGUAAAGGUGGCCUCCUUGGUCUGCUCAUCCCAGUUGCCUGCACACAGCCGCACACAAAGCACACAUUCCGCCUGUCCCCUCUCCCGAAUUUUGGCAUAGCUUCUCGUCGCACCCAGCUCAGGGCAGUUACCGCGAAUGCAGAGGGGAGGGGGGUGCUGUUCCUGUGGCGUUUGUCAGGGUCGGUAAGGUGAUUCUCAAAUCCGGGAAGGAAGACGCGAAACCUCAACAUCACCUUGUUGGCGGAAAGCUGGCCUCCCAUGCUUUCGUCCCC